CUCUCUCUCUCCCUCUCUUCUCCCAAAGAAGUAACAAAGUAAGAAGAGCUAAAACCCUAAAUCCCAUUUUUCGCUUAGUUUUGGUUCUGAAAAACCCUGUGCCAUCUCUGCAACUGCAACAGACCGCCAUGUGCUAACAACUAUACUUCAAAAACAAAACACCCUCUCUUUCUGCCUCGGCUUCGGCUUCUGCUUCUGCUUCUUUGAAUUUGGCAUACAAUUUCUGAAUCCCAUCGCCAUGUCCGCCUUAUCAAGAGGCCUCCUUUCUCGUAUUCGCCUCCUCUCUCUCAAUCCUCCCGCUACUUGUACUGCCACCACCACCACUUCCUUCUCCUCCUCUACUCCCGCUCUCUAUCAUUUCUCCAGGCGAUUCAGCUCCGAAUCUCUUCUCGAUGCCACCGAGAUUGCUAGCCAACCCACUCGGAUUAUCGAAGCCAGGCCUGGCGCCAUGACCCCCAAUUCCAAACGAACCGGCCUCAUUGCCGUUAAAUGUGGGAUGUCGGCGCUUUGGGACAAAUGGGGUGCCAGGGUUCCCAUCACAGUUCUUUGGGUUGAUGAUAAUAUUGUCUCUCAGGUCAAGACCAUCGACAAGGAUUGCACUACUGCCCUCCAGAUUGGUUGUGGACAUAAGAAGGCAAAACACUUGACUAAGCCUGAAGUGGGUCAUUUCAGAGCUCAAGAUGUUCCACUCAAAAGGAAAUUGAGGGAGUUCCCUGUCACAGAUGAUGCACUUCUACCUGUUGGUACAUCACUUGGUGUUCGCCAUUUUGUUCCUGGGCAAUUUGUUGAUGUCACUGGGAUUACAAGGGGUAAAGGUUUUCAGGGUGUGAUGAAAAGACAUGGAUUUAAAGGAGGGCCAGCGUCUCAUGGUGCUUCAUUGUCGCAUCGAAGUGGUGGUUCUACAGGUCAGAGGGAUGCUCCUGGAAAGGUUUUCAAAGGCAGAAAAAUGCCUGGGCGUAUGGGUGCGCAGCAAAGAACGGUUAAAAAUGUUUGGGUUUACAAAAUCGAUCCUGCAAGGAAUUUGAUGUGGGUGAAGGGCCAGGUACCUGGAGCCAAAGGGAACUUUGUGUUCAUAAAAGAUUCUGUGUAUAAGAAACCCAACAUUUCUAUGCUUCCAUUCCCGACUUACUUUGCUGCAGAAGAUGAGGACACAGCGGAGUUGGAACCUAUGAUUGCUGAUCUUGGGGAAGUGGAUCCAUUUAUGGCUGCAGAUUAAUUAGGAGACUGAAGUAUGAAAACUCCAGUUUUGCCAAAUUUUCCUAUCCUAGAAGAACCCUGAGGCUAUUGAUGCUUUUGCUUUUAAAUUUAUUUUUGGUUUUUGAGAGAAAAGGCAGCUGAGGUUUUUGUAAUUAACCAUUCAUAAAUUAGAGAAAAUGAACAUGCAUUGCAGAAGAAAUGCAUUGCAUUAUUUAUGUUA
Ziziphus jujuba (common jujube) is the source of this 1417-nucleotide messenger RNA. Its product is annotated as large ribosomal subunit protein uL3m. The transcript has 5 exons. Gene Ontology annotation, biological process: translation. The coding region runs from base 239 to 1216 and encodes 325 amino acids. Gene Ontology annotation, cellular component: mitochondrial large ribosomal subunit; ribosome. Gene Ontology annotation, molecular function: structural constituent of ribosome. The record is from RefSeq and is a predicted model, not a curated record. Lineage: Eukaryota; Viridiplantae; Streptophyta; Magnoliopsida; Rosales; Rhamnaceae.